GUUGAACGAGUUGGACGCGGUCUGCGGUUCAUAUAAAAACAAACGCAUUUGGACGCCAAAUUUAUUGUUAAAAUUAAUUCAACUAACUAAAAAAGUUAGUUUGACGAAAUUUCUUUAUUGCCGUUACAUGUUUUAGUUGUGUUUUCAUCAUAUUUCGCUUCUGUAUCUGUUGCGCGUCGUGUUGCGGUUGUGUAUGUGUGCGUGCGCCCCAAUUGUGUCGGUGUGUGCGUUUGUCUAUUGUGCAUUAAUAAAUUAUUAGUAAAUCAUAAAUAAGUAAAGCUGAAAAGCAAACACGCAAAUACUUGCGAAAAUUAUUAUCGCCAGCUGCAGGCAAGUUGUGAUUAACAAAAAGUGAAACCAUAAAAGCAAAGAAAGUGAAACGAAACCGAUUGUGACUUAAAAACUAAAUGAGCAACCCACGCGCAUGUUGCAGGUGUCGCGUGUUUGUGGCUUAUUAAAACAUAAAAAAAGAAAUAAUAACAACCACAUUUAAAUACAUGAUGGCAACUGUAGAACGUAGCUGAGUACUUGGCAUACUAAUUGGAACAUGUCGCUGCGCAGCAACAAGUUGCAAAGCCAACAAUCAACGGGUGGCAACGCCGGCAACAACAUGUCGUACCAGCAGCAGCAGCAACAGUUGCUCGCACAGCUGCAGCAGCAGCACAAGUUCCAGGCACAGCAGCAACAUCAACAGCAACAUCAGCAGCAGCAGCAGAUGCAACAGCAGCUCUCCAAUGGAGCUGGCUCCAAGUACAUGAACAGCAAUACGAGUCGCAACAAUCUGGCCACACUGGUCGCUGCCAUCAACGGGCACGAUCAGUCGGAUGGGCCGCCAGGCUCGCACAGCAGCGGCUAUCAGCUGUCGCCGGCGGCUGCCACACGCGUCACGCACGCCCCACCGCUGGGUCCGCCCUCCUACAGUGCUGCCACCGCACAGCAGCCCGCGUUCGCCUACUUCAGCCAGCAGCAACAUGCGGCGAUUGCCUAUCAGCAACAGCAGCAACAGCAGCAACAACAUCAACAACAGCAGCAGCAACAACAACAGCUGUCGCUGCCUCCGCCGGAUCUCACGGAUGGCAUAGAUCAUCAUCCGGGCUCGUUGUCGCCGCCGGAUUCACCCAAUGCCGCCUCGGCCGCUGAGCUGGAGCAGCAGCUGUGCGUUGUGGCCAAGAUGCAGAAAUCGGUGACAAUAACUGUGACGCCGCAGCGCAGCAAUUCCAUGGAUUUUCUCAACUUUGAGGAAAAGCGUCAGCUAAUUGCCUCCUCGUUGUCUCUCUCCGAUAUUUUGCACAGCCAAAAUCAAGGCAAUGCCAAGGAAUCGAAUUCAAUCAAUACGAAUGGUGCCAAGAAACAAAAUGGCGCCGCCAUACGCACAAACAGCCUGGGCUCUGGCACCCGCACCCCGCCCCUGGAGCGCAAAAGCAAACUGAGCGCUUUGGGCAGAUUCUUCAAGCCCUGGAAAUGGCGCCGAAAAAAGAAGAGCGAAAAAUUUGAAGCCGCCUCCAAAUCACUGGAGCGCAAGAUUUCUGUACGUGCCAAUCGCGAUGAGUUAGUGCAAAAGGGCAUCCUGCUGCCGGAGAGUCCGCUGGGCAAUAUACCAGAGCCGGGCGAGGAGUCAUACUACAAUAGUGGAGCCAGCGCGAAUGGCUCUCUACUCUCAGCCGUCCACAAUAAUUCCAUAAAUCAAGCUAACAAUUCCAUUAAUGCCACGACCUAUGGCAGCGCCGGCAAUGCGCUCCUCUCGCAACAAAAACAACAACAGCAGCAGCAGCAACAGCAGUCGGGGGGCGGGGGCGUGCCCAACUCCAUAUCCGUGCAACAGUUCAAUGCAAAUUCCAUGCUCAAUGGCGCCAGCCACAAUCAACAGAAUUCCAUUGCCAAUGGCGGCGGCGGCGGGAGCGGCAGCGGCGGCAACGAUGGCGCCUCGGACACAUCCUCGCUGAGCGGUGGCGUGCCCCAUUCACAAUCGGCACCACAUCAGCUGGGCGUCGGGCAGCAGACGGCGCCACCGCUGACACCUCUGGCCCAGCAUCAUCAGGCGCUGGCAGCGCAGCUGCAGCAGCGAUUCGCCAUCAGCAAUAAUAACGAACCAAGAAAAGACAAGACUGAUGCACAACAACACGGUGGCAAUGGCACAUUAUCAACACCGAAUAUUGAGCAGCCAUCAUGCCAGGGCUCCAUGCUGCCACCACCUGGCGGUGGCGGCGGCGGAGGCGGUGGUGGCAUGCACCAGCAGCAGCAAUACAACCAGACCGAUUCCAAUAACAAAGUGGAGCGACCCAAUACUCUGGGCGGCAGCAACAAGCUGUCGCGGCGAGGAGUCAACAUUUGCUACCACAACGAACACUAUGGCGGCGACGAUGGCAAAAUGGUGGGUGGACCGCCGGGCAGCACACCACCGCCAUAUGCUGGCGGCAAGCUGCCGCCGGGCGUGAUGCUCAGCGAGCUGCCAGAGCCGCCGAUACCGGUAUCUGAAAUUGGACCCAUCCCACCGCCGCCGAUGUUCUCCACGCCGAGCCCGACGCUCAUCGCUGGACGACCGCACGGGCCAGGCGCUAUGAACGAUCAGGACUACCAGCAGGACUACGACUAUGAUGAUCACGAUCCCGACCAGGACGAGCUCGACUCGGAUGAUGAGUACGCGCCGUAUGGCGGCAACCAUGUGCGCGUCAUGGAUACGCAGCGCGUCGAGGAAAUUCCAGCCAAAGAGCCAAAACCAAAUGCAGUUCCUCUCAAGUCGGCGCUAAAGAAGAAGGUCGGCAUCUCCGGCAAUGCUAAUUCCGCCUCCACGCCAGUCACGCCCACACAGGAGCAUCACAGCGCCGCAACAGCUGCUGCCAUUUCCAAUAGCAAUGGCGGCAUUGGCUCCAUGGCGGCCGCAGCCGCUGCAGCGGCCCAACAGUCGGCCAAUCAGCGUCCACUCGUGGUGCGUCAGGAUGCGGCGGGCAACAACUAUUCGCUCAAGCCUAUACUACGACCACGGAUUAGAAUAUGCAGGCAGCAAAUGUUCAAUAUCCAACUGCCGUGCACCGUGGAGAACAAGGAGAAUACGCGACCGUUUGUGAUAAGGGAGAGCAGCAGCGAUAGCGAUGAGAGCGAUGGACACAUUGUCUAUCGGGACGAUGACAAUGAUAAUACACGGCUGGCCAAGCUGGCGCGCAAGGAGUCGCUGUCGUUGAAGCUGCAGCUGCGACCAGACAAACAGGAUCUGAUCAAUCGCAAUAUAUUGCAUCAGGUCAACGACAAUGAGAUCAAGGAGUCCAAGGAGGCAAUUGGGGCGCGCCUAAUCCGACGGCUAUCAAUGCGACCCACCGCCGAGGAGCUGGUGGAGCGCAACAUUCUAAAAACUCAAUCACCCGCCGAGGAGAAGAAGCAGAAGGAGGAGAAGAAAUCGUAUUUACUGCGCAAACUCAGCUUUCGGCCCACCGUCGAGGAGCUCAAGGAGAAGAAGAUCAUACGCUUCAACGAUUACAUUGAGGUAACGCAGGCACACGAUUACGAUCGACGGGCGGACAAGCCAUGGACAAGACUGACGCCAAAGGAUAAGGCUGCCAUACGCAAGGAGCUGAACGAGUUCAAGUCCUCCGAAAUGGCAGUCCACGAGGGCAGUCGCCAUCUGACGAGAUUCCAUAGGCCAUGACGAUUGCAAUGGCAGCAACUUUCCAACAAAUUACAGCAACAACAACCCAAACAAUUGUAUUUUGUGCAGCAUAAAAUUGUCAACAAAUAUUCAAAAGCAAAACAUUAAGAAACAACAAAAAAAAAAACCAACAAAAAAUCACAAAAAAAAUACAAAAAAAAAGAACAAAGUUUAAAAAUAAAAAAAAUGCGAUAAGACACAAUAAGAAGAAGAAGAAAUGCAAAUAACAAUUUUCAAAUGGCAAAAAUUAGUAAGAAGAAGCAGAUGCAAUUCAAAUUGAAAUGUUUUAUUUUUUUAGGGUUUUCUGUUGAUUGCGAAUUCCGCUCGUUUUUCUAAUUUUAAGUUCUAUUCUGUACGUAGUAUUUUUUGUGUUUUUUUCUACAAUUACUUUUUGUUGAUUGUGUAUGUAAAUAAAUUUUUUGGCAAUCCCCACAAAAUAGAUUUGAGAGAUACAAAUUAAAAUAUCAAUUCGUCUUGUGUAGAUUUGUUAAGUCGAUUUGUUAAUUCUUCAGUCAUGGCAAUUAUGUAUUAUAUUAUAUAACAGUGAAAGGUAAACUAAAUUACACAUUUGAUAAAUGUUUAAACUAAAUUACAUUUAUAUUAACACAUUAACUUAAAAACCACAAAACAAGUCAAGCAAAUAACAAUUUCAUUGAGAGAGAAAGAGAAAUUCUUAAACUUUAAGCAUACAUUUACUUUUACUGCUGAUUUCCAUACAUUUUUAGAUUUUGAAUUAAGCCAACUACAAAUUAAAUCAAGAAAACAAAAAACAAAACAAAAAAACACCGCAAAUAAUAUUAUAAAUUAUACAAAAAGCGAACAGUUCUAAAACAAACAUAUAUAUAUAUUAUAUUUUUAAAUUUAUUAUUAUUGUAAAAAGCCUAAACGUAAACAACACAUUAAAAAAUAGAGCUAAAAAGAAGAACAUAAAAGUAAUAAAAAAAUAAAUUACAAUUUUUUUUAAAGACAUUUCAGCAAAAACUGUUGCCAGAUUUUAUUAUUUAUUUCAGUUCUUAACUUUAUGAUAAUUUAUAUUUAACAUUUGAUUUGUAUAUUACAUGUACAUACAUAUCGCCGAAUUGCAUAAAACUUUAAAGUUUAUCGCUAAAGAUAGGUAAAGCCAUAAAUAAUGGAAUGAGAAAAAGUGCUCAAAGGAUAAGUAGAAGGAUAAAUUUCGUAAAAAGAAAAACCCAAAUACAAAAGAAAACAGAUCGAUAAAUUUGUAAUAAAUAAUAUGGCAACAAAAUAUCAGGAAUUACAAACUGAAGCAAGUUGGACCCAGUAUGAAGUUUUUUAAGUGAAAACGACGUAACAAUUUAACACGUAAGUCACGUAAGAUUUUAGAAGCAGAUGGAACCAAAGAGAAUAAAUUAAAACAACCCAAAAAAUAAAAACAAAAAUCACAUCAACUAAAUGUUGAAUAAAUAUCUAUUUUGUAAAGCGAGUUGCGAAUAGUUACGAAUGAUUAAAAUGAGAAACUGAAACUUUUACUCCAGCAUUCACAUAGUUAUGGAUAAUCCAAAAAAAAAAAAUAAUGAAAAUAUAAAUUCCUAAUUGUAAAAAAUUUGCAAAAAAACAAAAAACAAACAACAAUUGUAAUGCAAAUUCAAAUGCUCGCGCGUGCUCGUGAAUAAUUAAAUUAAAAAGGUAAACAAAAAUAAAAACAGUUUCAAAGAACAUUUAGUAAGAAAUUAAGCUCUAUAAAUAAUAAAGAAAGAAAAAGCGAACUUAGUUUAAAGAUAAAUUGGCGCUUCCUUUGCAAGUUUCAUAUUUCUAAAGCAAACAACACACACACAAUUUAAAGUAAAAGACAAAAAUAAAAAAUAAAUAGACUAAAGUAAAGUAAAAAUUUGUUUCAGGGCAGUCAACGAGUUGGCUCGAAUAAAAAGCUUUUGCUUGAUUUCGCGAGGCUUCCGUCAUAUAUAUAUAUGGUGAGGAGUUAAGAUCUAGAAGCACAAAUAGGUCAGCUGCCAGUUUCUCAAACCGAAUCUAAGUCGUGUCUCUCACACUCUCUGUCUCUCAGCUUCAAGGCGUUGCAUUGUCAGAGUUAAGCAAUAUAAAUUGCAAAUAUAUAUGUAUACAUACAAUAUAUAUAUAUAUAUAUAAUUAUACAUAUACAUUAAAUAUCUAUACAAACUAAAUAGUAUAUAUGUAUACAACUAUUUAUAUGAGAUGAAGAAGCAGCUGAAGCAGUUGACGCUAUAUACAUACAACUAUCAAUAUGGGAUAGCAUAAUUUACACUUUUUCUAUGAAUCGAUUUUUAGUGUACAAUAAAAACAACAAAAACUACACUAACAACAACAACAACCACAACAACAACAGGAGCCCCCGCGUUGAUUGAGAGCCUACCUAUCCAUAACUAGCGACGAGUUUUAGUUUUAAUGCAUCUUUGUGUACAGCAUUUCACACUGUCCUUUCGAAUUCUGUUUUCAACUCUAACAACAAACUUUGCAGUUGCCGUUGCAAAAAAAAACAAAAAAACGCAAAAAAAUAAUUAAAAGAAAAUGAAAUGAAAAACUGUAGCAAUAAAUAAGAACACCACAAGAAAAGUAAAAGAAAAAAAAACACGAACAAAAAAAAGCAGCAGCCAGAGCCAGUAGCUAAUAGCACUUGGUCAGAUCUUCUAGGCUGAGAAAACAAAAAAAAAGAAAACAUUUGUAAAAGCCCAAAGUUAGGCAGAAUCCGUUGUGAA
Molecule: messenger RNA, 6333 nt
Organism: Drosophila montana
Lineage: Eukaryota; Metazoa; Arthropoda; Insecta; Diptera; Drosophilidae
Product: phosphatase and actin regulator 4
Exons: 12
Coding region: 548-3640 (1030 amino acids)
Biological process (GO): actin cytoskeleton organization
Molecular function (GO): actin binding
Source: RefSeq, a predicted model, not a curated record